CGCGAUUUGCAAUCUGCUGCAGGGGAUGUUGGAUGGCAAAUGGGGACGUUGGGUAUGGCGUUGCUGCUCCGGCGCUUAAUCCUGCUACUUCUUGUCUUCCCACCGUCCGAUGGCGUCAGCCAGUCAUCGUCAUCGUUAUGGCAGAUAGAACUCAGAGAUGAGAAAUGGAGACCGGGAGGGAAUGUAAUGCGUCGGGAACCGGAUUGUGGAGGAAGUGGCAGGCACCGUGUAGAAGCAGGAACACGGUCCGGUACCCCACGGAGGUCCUGGUUGUGGUUCUGGAGCCAAACGACGUCGGAAUCGCAGAGUGAUGGUGGGAGAGGGGCGGAGAGGGGAAUGAGUAGGUGGAUGAGGGUCCCGGGGAUCCAUUGGCAAGCUGCCGCCUCGGCCGUGAGGGCCCAUGUCAGUAGUCAUCGGAGGGAACUGACGGACGACAAGGUCACAGCGAGUCGUGGAUGUGGAGGAGGUGAGAUUGCAGGGGAGGAGGAAGGAAAACUGGAAGGCUUAGCGGGGAGGUCGUCGGUGUCCGGGGCUGAAAGCAGGACGCGAGACGCACGUUUGCUGCCAGUAUCAGCAGACGACAAGCAGCGUAAUGGCGGGGUUGAAGCAGAAGGCACCGACCAGCAGCAGCAGGUUCUGGUAGAGAGUGCAGGUAAGCUGUCGGAUUGCAAUUUCCCGUCAUCGUCACGGAAAGGAAUGGGGAACAGCAGCGAUGGGUGCUUGCACAUGUUGCGGACGACAACAAAGAAGGAGAGAGAAGCAGAAAUAAAGUUUAUGGAGGAAUGGCAAAGCGAUCCCAUAAGCAGAAGCGUAAGGAUGGCGGCGGUCAGUAAGAAUAGCAGAAGAAGGAAUAGGAGGAGCGGGUUGAGAAGAUUGCAAGCGAGGGAGCAGCAGCAGCAGGGGAGAGAAUUUGAGGGGGAAAUCACGCGGGUAUCGAAUGAAGCAGCCCUGCUGGACGCGCUUAUGUCGCCCGUGGGGGCAAUUAAGCCGUCCAUAACGGUUAUAUUGACGACGGACGUGUCGUUCAGGGGAUUCAAUAGGCCAUUGGUGCUGAACAUCGAGGCGAACGUGACGUUGAAGGGUGACUGUGGAGAUCGGCGGUGCGUUAUCGACGGUGCAACGGACAUGCUCCGCUGCUGGAUCCAUGAUGGGCAGUUAGGAUGGGGAUCUUUAGCUAUGUACAACAUCGAGUUUCGAUCCGUUUGCCUGCAAUUUAACAACAGCCGAAUCGAGCUGCACAACUGCGUCUUUGGCAUGGGCUCGGAGCUGUCCAUGGCAUAUCCCCCACUAAUUGCCGGCGAUGGCGACGGCGAUGGCGACGAAGACGACCAUCUCGAAGCCCUUUAUCCGAGGCGUUCGGUGGUGAUCGACAGGUGCUACUUUGCGGAAAUCAAACGGGGGCUGCAAUUGAUCGAGCUCCCACCCUCCGUUUGCAUAUCGCGCUCGGUCUUCUUCUCCCCCAACUGGGAGACGUCGUUAACGGUCUCGUCGACGGGCGUUGGGCAGCAAAAGAGUCUGAGAUUCAUAGACUGCGAAUUUGGACGGGUUGAUGCUAGUGGUAUGUUGAAGACAGGGAACGUCAAGCUGAGUUUAAACCCUGUCUCGAGAUCGUCCUCCCCCUCCUCCUCCUCCUCCUCCUCCCCCUCCCGGCCGUCCUUAUCGAUGCCAUCGUUAACGGGAUUCAGAGGUACGGGCGGCGGCGGCAGCGACGGCGACGGCGACGGGGCUGUCGCUAGCAAGCCCGGUCCCUCAAUGGCGGCGCGGAACACGACAAUAUCGUUCAUAAACUGCACUUUCUACAAAGUGUUGGGCAAUAUCUCGGUGAUUGCAAUGGAGGUCGAUCCUAUCUGGAUGCCGUCGGCACUCGAUGGCGUUCUGUGUCAUCGCGUGCGUUUCUGCGGUGUCAAGUUCCGCCAGAUGCCGGCGGCGGCGGUGGGGGAUGGAGAUGAUGGGUAUCAAGCGUCAUCAUCGUCUCCCGAUGACGUGGACAUGGACGUCGAUCUGUUCAAUCCUAAUCGGACGGUAGAUAUCUUGCAAUGCGUGUCCGGCGGCUAUGGCGCGAUCAUGACGGACAACAUAGUGCGCAAGCGCGUGAGGAGGGCGGGCGUCGCUCAGCCCAUCGUUAACGUCGACAGCUCGCCGGACGCGUGUGCCGAGUGCAGCGGUCUCGGCUCUUCCGUCUGCAACGGCACCCGGAUCCCGAUCGAUCCCACGGCGGCAAGACUCCCUCUUGACCCGCCACAGGUGAUGCCAUCGCCGGGCGGCGACCCCGGAUCCCAAUCGAUCCCGCCGACGUCCGCUCAGCUGCGUGUACCUGAUGAUACGGCGAACGGGGGCGGGGUGGGGAUCAAGCAUAAGAGGGCGGUGGAGUGGGUGUUGCCGGUGGCCAUCUCCGUCCCGACCGGGAGCGUUCUGCUGAUGGUCGCGGUCGCUCUCGCGGCGCUGUCGUUUCGGCGGCGCGGCUCCUUGUUGAGUCGGAUCUUCUGCGGCACGAACUUCAAGGCGGGGGGAAAGGUUCCCCAGGGAGUUCAGCGACUUCGCAGCUUCAGUUACAAGGAGCUGAGCGAGGCGACGAACGGCUUCGCGACGGUUAUCGGCCAAGGAGGCAGCGGAGUGGUCUACAGGGCGACGCUGAAGGACGGGGAGGUAGCAGCCAUCAAGUCGCUGAAGCGCGAGCAAUGGCGAAGCGAGCGGGACUUCUUGCACGAAGUCGACUGUCUCGGCAGAAUCGCUCAUCGUAACCUUGUCAUGCUGCUCGGUUUCUGCAAUGAAAGACAGCGGUACUUUCUGAUCUAUGAGUUCGUUCCCAACGGUACACUAAGGGACCAUCUCGACAGCAAAUCUCCUUCUUCUUUCUCUUCUUCUUCCUCCUCCUCUUCUUUGAACUCGGCAGCAGCUGCUAAUGCUGUUCCUGCUCCUGCUCCUGCUCCUGCUCCUGCUCCUGCUGCCGCUGCGGCGUCGCGCCGUCCUUGUUCGUCAUCCCGCCAUCCUUUUGCGGGAAGAAACGAGAAGUCGAGGGGGGAUUGUUUGCGCGGCGGCGAUCGUCCAUCGCCGCGGCCGUUAGACUGGCCCACGCGCGUGAGGAUAGCACACGAAAUAGCCAUGGCGCUCGAGUACCUGCACCAUUCACUCAAUCCCCCGCUUGUUCAUCGAGACAUCAAGCCGGAGAACGUGCUCCUGCAGGAGGAUUUCACCCCCAAGGUGGCGGAUUUCGGCCUCUGUCGGAAGAUUAACCCCCAGGGGAACAACCUGUUGACGGUGCCCGCCGGGACGGUGGGGUACAUGGCACCGGAGAUUUUCGGCGGAAUGUGUGUCACCGAGAAGAUCGAUGUGUACAGCUACGGCGUCCUCCUGCUGGAGAUCGUCACAGGAAGACGGCCAUUCGCCAAAGACUUCUCCCUGAUCCCGUGGGUCAAGCGCCUGGCCCAAGACGAGGACUCUGCCAAAGCUGUUGCCGACCCCAAGCUUCGGGGGGAGUUCGAUUCCCAUCAGUUGUACAUGCUCACUCUGCUCGCCAGGAGGUGUUUGUACUCCAAGAUGGAACAACGGCCCACCAUGCGCGUUAUAGUCCGUGCCCUUGAGGGAAUCCGAGGCUUGGACAACGAUACCGGCCAGGCGGACGUGCCCGUUGAAGGCAGUCCAUGGCUCUCGGCAUUGUACGUGCCGAAGUCGAAGAAGAAUGGCGGCAGUCGUGCUGGACAUGAUGACGACGACGAUGAUGAGGAUGAUGAUGACGAGGGUUAUGACCACAAGCAGGGGUGGAAGGAGGGGGAGGAGGGGGAGCAAGAGCAGUAUGAGGACGACGAAGAUGAUGAGGACGAAGUUUCAAGUCAGAAGCGGCGAUUAAGUGCGCACGUUCGUAGCGAAACGGAUCAUGGUCUAGGAGCUGUGUCUGGAUCGAGCUCUGCCGACACCUCCACUCUCGGUGGUCGCCGCGGUCUGUCCAUGAAUUCGCUUGGGUUUUCGUCAGAUCCUGCAGGGGCUCUGUCGUCGAGAACCGUCGAGUUGCGGUGAAAGCCAAAGGCCCAAAGCAGUGGCUGAGGGGGCAAGAAAUACUAGUAAAUAUUUUUUGUCUGCGCCUGAGCUCUUCCCCUCGAGCGGCACCACUCUUUAUUAGCCCCCUACCACCCACCACAUGUAUUAUCGUGUCAAUGCAACACUGCUAGUUGCCAUCAUCCUGUUGCUAUCGCCGUCCUCUUGCUGUUGUUCUCACCCGAGGAUGACCAUUACAUGAUACGUAUCCGUUCCACAACCACGAACAUGUUCGUCCUCAUGAUGCCAGAUGUUGUCGUCAUUGUAUGCCGUUCCAAGGUGCCACGUCUUGUCGCUCAUUUUUUUUAAUGCCAUGAUUCACUUGGCAGGUACCCGCUCUUUCUAUUUCCACAUUACGCAGCCAACUCACUGCAGCGGUCACGAUCUUGCUUCGUCUGGAAGAGGAAAAUCGUGGAACAGCCCGACUGCCUGGUCGGCCCGUAAUUAUUCUGUAGCCGUGUAACAGUUGCGUCUCGAUCCGGUCUCUCCUCCUUCUCCCCACUCCUUCCCCCUCUUUUUCGUUCAAUACACAAAUACACGGGUAUCCAUAACAACGCGCGCGCGCACGCACACACACACUCACACGCGCACACACACACACACACACACACACACACGCGCGCACACACACACACACACACACACACACACACGUACACACACAAACACACGCGCACACUCGCACUCACUCAUAAAUACAUGCACACUCAAUACAACAAUGUGCAGACACGCGCACACACGCGCACACACGCACACACAUUGAUGAAACAGUCUGGCACAGUCAUGGAUUUUUUUUGAAGUCGUGCACAGCGAACGUUACACACACACGCUCACAACUGACGAGUCGGUGUCCGAAAAAACAGUAGCGGCACAGUCGUGCUUUUCUUUGUGGAGUUGUGUAUAGCGAGUACGACGACACACACACACACACACAUCAUCAUACACAUACACAUACGCACACACAUCCAUUUCCCCGUUUGGCUGAAGAGAACGCGAGGGCAUGUAUCAAAAGGCGCGCAGGGUAUACAGUUGUCUACGGCAGUGGUACGUUCAUACCGUAACACUGCCCAUCUGUUAAUCUCAGCCGAAUGUGGUCGUCUUUGCAGUUGUGCCCAUCCGUUCUAUUCAGGCAGAGAUGGCAAUGAUCGAUGCUCUCUUAAUGGUUUCGUCCGCUGCCGACAUGCGUACUAGGCAGAUGGUGAUCAGUAACGACAGGGCAAGGAUGUUUUGUCCAUCAUGACUCCAAUGUCCUCCUCUUCGUCCCACACCAACAAUGUGAACGUCUCUUAACGAUUGGUAAGGACAGUGGAAGGGAUCGAGCCCACGCGGACCCCGUUUCUUUUCUUUUCGUUUCGUUUUUCCUUUUUUGUUGUUGUUUUGUCUUCUUACGUGAACCCCCACCUCAUCUCUGAUGAGAUAAUCAUUCCGUGUCCACGUGGCGAUGGGAGGUGGAUGGAUGGAUGGAUGGGUGGAUGGGUGGAUGGUUGAUGGACACCACUCACGCUGGCCGCUUCUUCAGUGAGUUAAGUGUGUAUACCGUUCUGGCCGCUUAUCGUGCCUCAUCGUG
Molecule: messenger RNA, 5599 nt
Organism: Chara braunii
Lineage: Eukaryota; Viridiplantae; Streptophyta; Charophyceae; Charales; Characeae
Source: the annotation of a GenBank genome assembly